Nasonia vitripennis (jewel wasp) is the source of this 2383-nucleotide messenger RNA. It is a transcript of the gene Slu7, whose product is annotated as pre-mRNA-splicing factor Slu7. Lineage: Eukaryota; Metazoa; Arthropoda; Insecta; Hymenoptera; Pteromalidae. The record is from RefSeq and is a predicted model, not a curated record. Bases 227 to 2023 code for a protein of 598 amino acids. Gene Ontology annotation, cellular component: spliceosomal complex. Gene Ontology annotation, molecular function: pre-mRNA 3'-splice site binding; zinc ion binding. Gene Ontology annotation, biological process: mRNA splicing, via spliceosome. The transcript is spliced from 5 exons.
GCUGUUGAUGAUGCGGCAGUGCCACACUUGAAAAGUUGAAAACAGUCAUCAGCACGCAUCGCAUCGACAGCAGUACACUGUGUGAGUAUACUUACUCAGUACACUAGCCAGGCCAGGCCGGUCCCCAGGAGGCAGGGAUCAGUUCACUAUAUCCACACGUAUAGUUCAUCCUUAAUUCAUCACUGCGAAGGUGCGGAGGCCCUAACCUCCAAACGUAAACAUUGCAAUGGCAAAUCCAUCGAUAAAUGCUUCUGUCUCGCAAAUUUUAAAGAAUGCAAGCAUUUUGGAAGACGAACCGCGAAAGAAGAGCCGGGAAGACUGGAGGAAGGCAAAAGAGCUCGAGGAAGCCCGGAAAGCUGGUACGGCCCCAGCGGCCGUCGACGAAGAGGGAAAAGAUAUUAACCCCCACAUACCCCAGUAUAUAAGUGCAACGCCGUGGUAUUUCGGAGCCAGCGGACCAACGCUAAAGCAUCAGAGACCACAGCCGGAGAAACAGAAGACUUUUAGUGAGAUUGAUCAGUGGUACAAAAAGGGUCACACAAAUAAAGUAGCCACAAAGUGGAGAAAGGGAGCAUGUGAAAAUUGUGGCGCUAUGGGCCACGGCAGAAAGGACUGUUUUGAGAAGCCAAGAAAGGUACUGGCUAAGUUCACAAACACCAAUAUUGCACCGGAUGAGCAUGUUCAGCCAAAUCUAUCGCUAGAUUAUGAUGGAAAACGAGACAGGUGGGCUGGUUAUGAUCCAUCAGAACACAAAGCAAUUAUUGAAGAGUAUCAGAAAGUAGAAGAGGCCAAGAAACAGCUUAGAGCUGAGAAACUCAAUUCAAAGGAAGAGGAGGAAGAAGAAGAGGAGCAGGAUUCUGAUGCAGACGAAGACAAAUACGUAGAUGAAGUGGACAUGCCUGGUACAAAGGUUGACAGCAAACAGCGUAUUACUGUCAGGAAUCUUCGUAUCAGAGAAGAUACAGCAAAAUACCUGAGGAACCUGGAUCCAAACUCAGCUUACUAUGAUCCAAAAACGCGUUCAAUGAGAGACAACCCUUAUGCUGGUACAGAUAGAGAAGUCGAUUACAAAGGAGAGAAUGCGGCUCGUUUUUCAGGAGACACGCGGAAUCACGCGAACGCUCAGUUAUUUGCGUGGGACGCGCAUGAGAAGGGCGUCACUGUGCACUUGCUAGCUGAACCCACGAAAGUCGAGCUUUUGAAGCAGGAAUUUGACAAGAAGAAAGAGGAACUUAAAAGCGAAGCACGCGGUACAGUCAUUGAAAAGUACGGCGGUGAAGAACAUUUGAAUGCACCACCACCUGCCCUUUUGUUGGCACAAACGGAAGAAUAUGUUGAAUAUUCACGUACUGGAAACAUUAUCAAGGGACAAGAGAAACAAGUAAUAAGAUCCAGAUAUGAAGAAGAUGUAUAUGUCAAUAAUCAUACAUCAGUUUUUGGAUCAUACUGGCAUGCAGGACAGUGGGGCUACAAAUGCUGCCAUUCAUUCAUAAAGAAUUCAUACUGUUGUGGUGAAGCAGGUAAAAGAGCUUUCAGAGAUGCGGAAAACUAUACCAGAGGUGUUGUUCAAGAGGAAGAAAAAGAAGAGCCUGAAGCACAAACAAGCAAAAAGGCUAAUGACCAAGAGGAAAAGCUCGAAGACAAACCAAAAACAAGUAAGAAGGCUAAAGAAUCUGAAAGCGAAUCUUCAAGUGACUCCUCAAGUGAAUCCGAAGACGACACAAGAACUAAGACUGAACGAAAAUCUAAGAAAGAGAAACGCAAGAACAAGAAGCAAAAACAAAAGGAGAAGAGAAAGAACAAGAAGAAGGAUGGAAAGGAAGUUGAAGAUAAGUUAAAGGAAGCUCUUAGGAAAGAGGAAGAAAAUCAGAGAGAAGCUGAAAGGCUACUGAAGAUGGACGAGAGAAAGCGGCCAUACAACAGUAUGUAUACCGCGACAGAACCAACAGAGGAAGAAAAAGAAGCUUUCCAAAUGAAACGCAUGAGGGAAGAGGAUCCCAUGGCCCAGUUCAUGGGAAAAUAAAAACUAUUUAUUUAGCUAGUAAUAGAAUAAUUUUAUUUUGAUCAUUUGCAAUCAUUUUGUUGUUACUCAAGAGCAGUUAAAAUUAAUGAGAUUGGUGAUUGUAAUGUUGACUCCAAAGGCAACAAAUUACUUUGUAUACUGAAAAGCUUAUUGUUAAGUUAAGAAUUGAAUUGGCUUAGCUUCAUAAUAACUGAUACUGUUGAAAGAAUCAACUUACUGUAAAUAGUUUUUUUUUAUGUUCAUAACAGAAACGUUGUGUAAAUAGGAUAACAGAUUACUAGAAUGUUCGAUUGAUGUAUUAUAAUCAAUAAUCAUGCAGAAAAUGAACAGUAUAAUAAAUAAAACUACAUAUUUAUGUAA